GCCCUGUUGCUCCUGCCAAACCCACUGCACUUCAAAUAAUGCAGUGACUCAUUACAGUAAACGAGAAAAGACUUUAAAUUCGGGGUUAAUAUUUUACUAGGCCUAUAAACACGUUACGGAAAGGCGAUGCGUAAAAUGGACACUUUGACGCAACUUUUGAAGGAUCCUGGCUUAUUAUGAUUUGGAUUUUGCAACGUGGAGAUUCUGAGACGCUUCUUACCUGCUCUCUGCAAAACUGCCUCUUCAGAUGACUUAAAAGUUUCUCCUAGCUGUUUCAAAAUUCAGGGGACUCUUCUCCAGACCCUGGUCAAAAUAGUGGCACGUUACUCUCACCUGUUCCUUUGACGCACUGGCUGCUCCGUGGCUGGAGGGAGCAUGGGCUCUUUUGAGUGGACACCGGGGGUCUGGAAACUGGCCAUUUUCCUUUGCAACAUAAUUCCUGCUGCAUUGGGCAAGAGACACGCUGUUUACUGGAACUCCACAAAUACAAGAUUGACCUCAGGGGAAUUGUCCAUCCAAGUGAACCUGAAUGAUUACCUGGACAUCUACUGCCCUCAUUAUCCCGACCAGGAGACAGGAGGCCCCCAGCAGCAGCAGCAGCCCGAGACCCUGGCUCUGUACCUGAUCGGACAACCAGCUUUCCAGGGCUGUGUGGAGACCAGAGGGGCCAUCAAAAGGUGGGAGUGCAAUACCCCGUUCGCCCCCUUUGGACCUGUGCGCUUCUCGGAGAAGAUCCAACGCUUCACUCCCUUCUCCCUGGGCUUUGAGUUCCUGCCAGGACACCACUACUACUACAGCUCUCUGCCCUCAGAAGAAGGCCCUCCCCUCCCGUGUAUGAAGUUGCGUGUGACCGUUUGCUGCGAGUCCACUUCAGAGGGCUCCAAGCAAAAACAAGACCUCCCUGUACGUCAGGGUCAAGCACCUUCACUGAGAACAUCUCUAAACCUGCUCCUGGCUCCUGCCCUCCUCCUCCUGCUGAUCACAUGACCAAUGACCUCCUCAUCAACCAAUCAAAUCUUUUAUGCAUCAGAAGUGAUAAAGCGGACAAUAACGCAAUCACAGUUAUAAAGUCAACCACAGAGGACCUGUUUGAGCGCGUGCUGUUUACAUGUGAAACUUUGAGGGCAGUGACUCAGGGACCAAUGAUUCAAGUGCUGUUUUUAUUGCAUUGUGGGUAAUCAAGAAUAUGCCAUAUAUAUAUACAGUGUACUUGUAUGCAAAUUAGCUUCCUGCUGUUUAGCUUCAUCAAUCAAAAGUUUAACAUAUUAUUGGUCUUGAAGUAGCUUUAUACUCAGGUCCCAUGCUGCCAACUUGGUGCUCAAACUUUGUACCAGCUUCAGUGUCUGAUAGACACGUUUCACUUCUUCAAAUCUUCAUGGUUGAGGAUAAAGGCUGCAGAACAGUUGUGUGUCGCCCCCUACUGGGAGUGCACUGGUCGGACUGGAGUUGGACUGGGUUGGUUGUGUGUCCUGUGAACAGGAGGUUUUUCUGUGUGUUUUAUGGGAAACAGGAAAGUGCUGGUGGCUUUUCAUUGGACCAUAUAUUUUUCCCAAAUUUUCUCAUAAAGGACACGGCCAAGGGAAAAUAUCUGUUUGGGAUGUACAGGGUUUACACAGUCUGUUUAAUUUUUGUACCAUUUUUUAUAUUCCAUUUCAUCAUUCCAAAAAAAAAAAAAAAAGAACAAAAAAACAUGAAAAUAUAAUUGAUAGAAUAUAUACGAUACUAGACAUAUAAUAUA
Molecule: messenger RNA, 1738 nt
Organism: Periophthalmus magnuspinnatus
Lineage: Eukaryota; Metazoa; Chordata; Actinopteri; Gobiiformes; Gobiidae
Product: ephrin A4
Exons: 5
Coding region: 376-987 (203 amino acids)
Biological process (GO): ephrin receptor signaling pathway; axon guidance
Cellular component (GO): plasma membrane
Molecular function (GO): ephrin receptor binding
Source: RefSeq, a predicted model, not a curated record